Micropterus salmoides (largemouth bass) is the source of this 1498-nucleotide messenger RNA. RefSeq names its product chromosome unknown C11orf68 homolog (gene cunh11orf68). Lineage: Eukaryota; Metazoa; Chordata; Actinopteri; Centrarchiformes; Centrarchidae. The coding region runs from base 332 to 1075 and encodes 247 amino acids. The record is from RefSeq and is a predicted model, not a curated record. The transcript has 2 exons.
GAACGUUACUGUUAUACCAUAACUUAUGCUUGAAAUAACGGUAUUGUGCUACAGCAGGGAGGUAUUGUCUUUUUUCUAACAACGUAGCUUAACUAGCGCACUUUGAGUAUUUUUUAUUAUCAAAAGAACAAGCAACUCCCUAGGCACGUGAUUUGGUCGAUAAACCAGGCAUAAACUGACAUUUGAACUGAGAUUAUCAUAUCUCUCUGUGAUAAGAGAGGAGCAUACCACCGCCGGGGCUGCGCCUUUGCGGUACAACACUGGACAACAAAACUCAAAAUCUGCAGGACACGCACCAGGACUUGUUUAAUAGCCUUACACUGACGGCAUUAUGGAGGAGGAAGAGGCCCCUGUAGAUGGCGAGGUGGAGACCCCCUUUGCUGCAGAGACCUAUGCUGCUGAGGCCAUGGCUGCAGACAUGGACCCCUGGAUUGUGUUUGACUCGAGAAGAACUCCCAGGUCCGAGUUUGACGGCUGGCUGGAGAGCAACAGGCCCUCACAAGUGUACAGAUUUGGUGACGAGGAAGGUGGUGCUAGCCCAGUUGGGUGGAUCGCUGUGCGAGGCACCAACUACUGCCCCAGCCGUGGGGAUGUUACGGGUCUCCAGGAGAGCUGGGAGAAACUUUUGGCCAGUGGCCGGCCUGUCAGCUUCCAGACAGUGAAGGAGCUGGCCCUGAACCACAGCGUGCUCACGGGCAAGUGGCUGAUGCACUUGGACUCUGGUUUCAAGGUGGACCGUGCCUGGGAGUGUGUGGCCAGAGCAGCCCUGGAUGGCAAGAUCUCAACAGUUAAAGUCAGUCCUCAUAAUCCCAAAGCAGAGGGAAAGCAUGUAAUUUGUGCCUACAACCAGAACUUCACUGACGAGAGUGAGGUUUUAAGACUGGACUCCAUCAUCCGUGCCACAGGGGUCAAAUGCCCCCUUUUCUACAAGCCAGAUGUGUACACACACCUGGGAAUCUACCGAAACAACCGCUGGAAGCUUUGUCCAACAAUUUAUGAAAGCAAAUUUGACCUGGAGUGUGUACCCAGACGAUCCCACAUUGUCAACAAAGUCACCAACCUUGAAGUAACAUAAGCCUGUCAGAACAAGAGAAUAGUUUUGUAGGACAGGUAAAUGAAGAGACACUUUGUGAUGCCAUCCACUGGGUUGCGCAGUACAACUCACUUGACUUACAGUUUUGGACGUCAGUGGUUGAAUUUUCAUCAAGCCCUUCCUUGUGGCAAGAAAGCACAAAAUCGUAUUUCAGCCUUUAUUUCUCACGCUAAUGUUUUCCAAGUGACCUGAAUUAGUGUCACGUUUUUGUAUUGAAUAUAUUGUUUUCAGAAGUAAUGAGUAUUUGUGUUCUAGAGGUUCUGCUUGUAACACUUACCUGACAAGGCGGUUGUCUGAACAACAUUUAGAAGAAUACUUGCAUCCAAUGAAGAAUUUCUUUGGCUUUAUGUUUUUUAUACUGAUCCAUGAAAGUAUCCAGCCAAAUAAAGUCUACUUUUGAAGACA